This is a messenger RNA of Drosophila willistoni, 832 nucleotides long. RefSeq names its product neural/ectodermal development factor IMP-L2 (gene ImpL2). Bases 4 to 813 code for a protein of 269 amino acids. Gene Ontology annotation, cellular component: neuron projection. Lineage: Eukaryota; Metazoa; Arthropoda; Insecta; Diptera; Drosophilidae. The transcript is spliced from 3 exons. The record is from RefSeq and is a predicted model, not a curated record.
AAAAUGAAUUUAUAUCUGUGCGCCAUAGCACUGCUGCUGUUCAGUUGCCUUUUGGGGACCAACGGUCGGGCAGUGGACACUGUGGACGAUAGUAAUGAUGAUACUGAGAACGAUAACGAUGUGGACAAUUCCAUUGAGGCUGAGGACAAGCACAAAGGACGUCCCUUCGAAGUUGAUUGGCUGAAAUUCACCAAUACUCCGCCCACCAAAAUGCAACAAUCACCGGGUGCCAUAGUGGAGAUUGCCUGCGAAAUGAUGGGCUCCCAAGUGCCCACCAUUCAAUGGAUUGUCGGUCACAUGCCGCUCUCAGAGAUUGAUAAUUUGGAAUCAAAUCGCGUCAUGGAGAGUGCACCCAGUGCGAUAGUGAGGGUCAGAUCGGUGCAUAUCAUUGACCAUGUACUGAGUGAGCCAAGAAUCUAUACAUGCAUUGGACGCACGGGUUCAAAAACUAUAUAUGCCAGCACUGUGGUUCAUCCACCGCACACAAAUGUGGGUGUGCGUGAGAAACAGUUCGCUGGACCACAGAAGCCUCGCAUUAUCUACACCGAGAAGACACAUUUGGAUUUGGUUGGCUCGAAUGUGUUGCUGCCCUGCAAAGUGCAUUCUCGUCCACGCUCUGAGAUCAUUUGGGAGAAUAAUGAGAAUAAAGUCAUCAAGCAGAGCCAUCGAUUCAAGGUCUUGCCAACGGGAGAGCUUCUUAUCUCAGACCUCAAAUGGGAGGAUAUGGGCAACUAUAAAUGUAUUGCGCGUAAUGCAGUCGGUCGAGAUUUUGCCGAUACUUUCGUUUAUCCCGUACUUAAGGAGCAGGAUUAAAUAUUCCACAAACAAAACA